AUGGACAUCCCACACGCUGAUAUUCCACCCGCUGGAGACUACAAACUCUACAAGAAGGUCACCUACGGGGGAAACGCCACCAUCUGGUACGGCCUGCACAAAGACGACGAGGCAAAUUUCCGGAAAUCGGAUCCUCCGAAAGGGAUCGAAUACUAUUCCGCGGUUCGCGAGAGACUCGUGGCCGUAAAGAUACCCUUCAACGGCAUCAGUUCAGCUCGUGAAUCAGCCGUCGCAGAGGUCGAAGCACUGCAACACGUCCGAGACAUCCUGCAGAGCACAACCAGCAAGGAUCUUCGGAACAACUUCGUCGAGAUUCGCGAGCAUGAGAAGUUGGGCGAUAGGGUGGAGUGGAUCGCUAUGCCGGCCAUCCAGGGCGUGAGCCUCUACACUCUGCAUCUCGCACUUCAGUUGACGAAACGCUGGACCUGGAGCGAAGCCAUGGUAGACCAAACACUUGAGCCGCGCCCCACGGCGACGGAUAUUACACGGCUAUACAACGAGGAGCUGAUCCCGGUGGAGUUUGUCUUCCAUGUCUUCCUCAAUGUUGGCCGGGCGCUGCAGUCUCUGCAUGAGUCUGGAUGGGCGCACGGAGAUAUCAAAGAGCGGAAUAUCAUGGUUUCCAGCCCCAGAAGAGCUAUCUUCCCCGACCUGGUGCUCCUGGACUUCGGCAGCGCAUGGUCGGCAACGCAAGAGAAGACGAAAGUCUUGGUCGACAUCAGAAGCUUCUGCGAUAUGAUGUAUUGUCUCGCCGAAAGCCAUAGAUACUGCGAACACCGCCAGAGCGGCUGCAAGCGCCAUCCUCAAGAGUGGGACGACUUCGUGAAGGCAAUGGCAGACGGGGCGGAAACGCCGUGCAAAUCAAUGAAGGAAGUCAUUAGACAGUUUGAGGGGGUAGCCGAGAGAUGUCGAAACUCUGCGGACACCAAGAUUCAAGGCUAUGUUGGAGUGGCUCUGCGCGCCGCUACGAAACGGGAAGAGAGUCUUGCCGGUAUUACAGACGCGGAACUGAAGAAAGCCCUGUUUCCUUCUACGUAG
Molecule: messenger RNA, 1035 nt
Organism: Trematosphaeria pertusa
Lineage: Eukaryota; Fungi; Ascomycota; Dothideomycetes; Pleosporales; Trematosphaeriaceae
Exons: 1
Coding region: 1-1035 (344 amino acids)
Biological process (GO): protein phosphorylation
Molecular function (GO): protein kinase activity; ATP binding
Source: RefSeq, a predicted model, not a curated record